UUCACGUCCUUUCCGACGGUGCCAGCCGAUUGCUUCCCAGCAUCUUGCUUCACGCUGCUCUCAAAUUCUAAUUAUCAUAAGAGAUUCUUGUCUGGUGCAGAAAAAAACAGACAAGUUUCCUUCAAUUAAAAUAAACAAUACUUCACAUUGAAUAGUUCAAGAUAUGAUGUAGAUAGAUUGUCCAGUACAUUAUUGAACAACAAAGUGCAUUGAAUUUCCAAUCACAAGUAAAGCACAUCAAAGGAAAGAAGCAUCGCUUGCUUGAUCUUCACGAUGAAUUCGCCAGACCAGAAUACAGAGAACUCGGAUGAUGCUUCUGGGUCUUCGCCUGACAUCCACAGACAAUCUGGAAAAGAGAAUAAUUCUGGAUUGCUGACACCUCCGACGACCCCAACGAGCUCCAGUGGGGUCGUGUUUCCAGGGAUGAUCCCAAACUCAACCUCAUCGAGUCAGUCGCAUUCAGGAACUUCGAUGUCCUCAGCCUUUUCUCCGUGGAUGGCCAAGGGACCUUUGCUUCCUCUUCUUCCUCCGCUGUCAUUUUUGACUGCAGCAAAACACGCUUCUUAUGGCCUGGAACCUCGGCUUGCAAGCCUCAUGGGCGAUUAUGGACGUAAUUUUACUUGGAAUGCCGAUUUGACGCGAUUGCUUCUCAGUCCCGGAGGCCGUAUUUGCAGGCCAAAGAAGCGGCACAUUUGUAAAUUUUGCACCCGCGAGUUCACCAAAAGCUACAACCUCCUAAUUCACGAACGCACGCACACGGACGAGCGACCUUUCCCUUGUGAAAUUUGUGGCAAAGCCUUCAGAAGACAGGACCACCUCCGUGAUCACAGAUACAUUCACAGUAAAGAAAAGCCUUUCAAAUGUGAAGUUUGUGGUAAAGGUUUUUGUCAGAACAGGACGUUGGACACGCACAAAGCCCAACAUGUGAACAAAUACCCGAAAUCACCAGUGCCCAGCACCAGUCCCGACCGCAUGAGUCUUUCGUCGUCUAUGGCCAAGGUACCUCAUAAGCAGCCCAUGCCACUGUACGACAAUAAUUCCAGCCAAUUUCUUAAUCGUUACAAACGAACUUUAAAUCCCGUGCAGAAUCUUGCUGGUAUCAAUAACCCUUUCUUUCCAGCUGCUACAAUAUUUCCUUCUAAUUUUCAGUUACAGGCUCUGUCUAAAAGUCUGGCCAACAAGGCAACUCCUCUGAACCAACAAUCUCUGCCGAAGACUCCUCAAUUGCCUAAAGGACUCACACUCAUACCGAUUUUUCCCGGCAAUCCUCCGCCAAAGUCAAUAAACGAGUACAGCAAAUGCCCGCAAUUGUCUCCCUCGCCAGUGUCAGCUAACUUUUCCCCGCCCGAGUUCAGCCCUUUGUCAAUGCCAGUCUUAUCCGAUGCCGACAAAUUAGAAAACCCCAAGAAAAAGAAGCGAGGCUUUUCUAUUGAAGAUUUAAUGAAUUGAUCUCCGUGGACUAUUUCAUGCAUUCUUAGAACUCUGAUCAAUUCUUCGUAAUGUAUAUUUCUUAACUGUAAAUAUUUUGUAAAUGCCGUGUGUUAUGGUUCCGGUUCAUUUCCGUUUGAUUCAUCUUGAAUUCAUUCAUAUCCGUUUUGUUUAAUAUUGAAGACAUACAUAUAUUGUUGGUAUGUAUCAACAGAAUUAUCUAUUUUCGCAUAUGUCAAAUGUCAUGGUUACCACGUAUAAUGUUCUUUUCCAUGACAUCUCAGUCGAAAUUCUGUGAUUUAAAUGUUAAGAGCAUUUCUAAAUUUAUUAAACAUAAAUUCUGUAAUAAAUGUUUACA
This is a messenger RNA of Hyalella azteca, 1786 nucleotides long. RefSeq names its product zinc finger protein 628. The coding region runs from base 274 to 1449 and encodes 391 amino acids. Lineage: Eukaryota; Metazoa; Arthropoda; Malacostraca; Amphipoda; Hyalellidae. Gene Ontology annotation, biological process: embryonic hindgut morphogenesis; regulation of transcription by RNA polymerase II; embryonic pattern specification. The transcript has 2 exons. Gene Ontology annotation, cellular component: nucleus. Gene Ontology annotation, molecular function: RNA polymerase II transcription regulatory region sequence-specific DNA binding; DNA-binding transcription factor activity, RNA polymerase II-specific. The record is from RefSeq and is a predicted model, not a curated record.